Molecule: messenger RNA, 948 nt
Organism: Micromonas pusilla CCMP1545
Lineage: Eukaryota; Viridiplantae; Chlorophyta; Mamiellophyceae; Mamiellales; Mamiellaceae
Exons: 4
Source: RefSeq, a predicted model, not a curated record
GCGCUCGUGACCGGAGGCGCGGGAUUCAUCGGCUCGCACCUCGUCGACUUGCUCCUCCGACUCGGGUACCGCGUCCGCGUGCUGGAUAACCUGAGCACGGGCUCGAGGGCGAACGUCCCGGGGGGGGGCACGCGAGAAGAAGAAGACGCGAUCGACGCGUCUGAUGACGGCCCCUACGACGUCGCCGUCGUCUUCCAUCUCGCGGCGAUGAGCAAAGUCCUUCCGUCGCUGAACGCGUCCGCGACGAACAUGACGGCGUUUUGCGUCGAGAACAACGUCGUCGGCACGGAGAACGUGCUGCGGGCGGCGAAACGCGCGGGGACAGUCGAGAAAGUCGUCUACGCCGCGUCGUCCACGCACUACGGGCACGCGUCCGUCCCGCACGAGGAGACGAUUCCGUUUUCCUCGGGGGAGGCCGCGUCGUCGCCGUACGCGCUCACGAAGCACAUGGGCGAGGAGCUGUGCGCGCUGUACGACGCGUUCUACGGCCUCCCCACGACGUCGUUGCGGCUAUUCAUGGUGUACGGGCCGCGGCAGCCGACGGACGGGGAGUACGCGACGGUGACGGGGAAGUUUUUGGCGAUGAAACGACGCGGGGAGCCGCUGCGCGUCGAAGGCGCGUUUCGCGACGGCUCGCAAUCGCGGGAUUUCGUGCACGUGUCGGACGUAGCGCGCGCCUUCGCGCUCGCCGCGCAGACGCCGGCGGCGAACGGUCUCAGCGUCAACGUCGGCAGCGGGACCGCGCUGAGCGUGAGCGCGCUCGCGGACAUGGUGGGCGGCGAACGCGUCGCGGCGGCGCCGCGCGUCAACGACCUGCGCGCGACGCUCGCGAGCACGUGCCGCGCGAAGGAGGUUUUGGGCUUCGAGACGACGCGGGAUUUUCGAGACGCGCUGAGGUGCGUUCUACACACUGGUCCCCAUACGACCGCGUUGGCGAGGUGGACGCCG